GAGACAGCCAAUGGCGCCUGCCUGCCACAGCGGUUCAAUGGUGGCACAACUGUGGGGAGCUGCUUCCUCGCCCGGAGCACAACGCCCGGCCGACCCAGCACCUGUUGGGUUUUGUCCCAUGUUGCGCCUGCCUGCCUUCAGACGGUCCUUCCUCAAACUGCCCGAUCUGCUAAGUCGUGACGUCAGCCAAAAUGCAGAAGCACCAUGCCCGAGAGCUCCCGUCAUGGACUGCCAAUACAAAAGAACUAGCAGAGGAUUCCUCGACAGCUUUUGCAAAACAAAACAAGGCAUCCAUAGCCAAACAACAUUCCACCACAUCCAUCUUUUGGUCAUCGCCACUUUCUUCUUGGAGCCUCAUUCUCCCCAGUUUAGCAACUAGCAGCUGUUACAAUCCAUUUCGUAUUCCAGCUUCGACAUCCUCGCAUCUCGCUCCUCACCUCGCCCUCACUCAGUCAUCAUGCUUCUUCUAGGCCGCGGCCUGUUCGGCCAUCGUAGCCAACCGGUAGAGGCCUACAGCAUGGCGAAGCGUCCGCGUUUCGGCCUGUGGCUCAAGCAUACCUGGCUCGACAUUCUCACCAUGGCCCUUUUGGGUGCGCUCGGCCUCGGAAUCUACAUGCUGCGCCCGUUACCCAACCGGUCCUUCCCCGUGGCGUAUGCCUCCGGCGAGCCUGUUUACCCCCAGUUCGCCUAUCCACUUCGCAAAGAAGUCAUUCCCAUAUGGCUGGCCGCUUUGUUGGCCUCCCUCGUCCCUAUCCUGUUCUUCGCCCUGAUGCAGAUCCGCGUCCGCUCCUUCUGGGACUUCAACAACGCCGUCAUGGGUCUCCUCUACUCCCUCAUCACGGCUGCCGUCUUCCAGGUAUUCAUCAAGUGGCUCAUCGGCGGCCUGCGCCCCCACUUCCUGGACAUCUGCAAGCCAGAGCCGGCCUUGCAGCAAGGCAACGGCUUCCACGGACUCUACUACACACGCGAGAUCUGCACUGGCGACGAGAAGCAGAUCAAUGACGCACUGGAGGCUUUCCCCUCUGGUCACACCACUGCAGCCUUUGCCGGCUUCGUCUUCCUAUACCUGUAUCUCAACGCCAAGCUCAAGGUCUUCUCCAACUACCACCCCUCCCUGUGGAAGCUGGCACUGAUCUACGCCCCCAUCCUCGGUGCUGUCCUUAUCGGGGGCGCGCUCACCAUCGACAAGUUCCACAACUGGUACGAUAUCCUCGCCGGCGCCGCCAUCGGCACCACCUUUGCCUUUAGCGCCUACCGCAUGACAUAUGCCGCCGUCUGGGACUGGCGUUACAACCACAUCCCUCUCAGCCGCGUCGCGCCCUACGAUUACGGUGUUGGUGGCAUCGGUUCCGCGGAGCUUCCCACGUAUGCUGUCGCCACUCGCAAGGCCAACUGGGGCGAUUCCGACGGCGCCACGGGCGCUCUCGGCACCAAGGAGGCUGGAAACAACCUUGGAAGUCACUCCCCUUCUGCCGUCGCACCUCCUUCCGCUGAUCCCCACGGAAGCUCUGUCGCCGGCCGUGGAGCCGCGCCUCCCUCCCACCCUCCCACCGGAUCCACGGAUGGAGCUUUCAUGCAGUCUAGAAGGCCUGUCGGAGCCCCUGCUAGAGAUGCGGGCAACAUGGUGUAAGACUUGCUGGGUGGCUGGAUAGAAAAUUGAGACCAUCACCUUGAGUGUCGUUAGCAUAGGCAUCAACGCGCCGAUCCCACGCGCGUCUAAUAAAAAGGUUAUUUUUGCGGUA
Molecule: messenger RNA, 1742 nt
Organism: Gaeumannomyces tritici R3-111a-1
Lineage: Eukaryota; Fungi; Ascomycota; Sordariomycetes; Magnaporthales; Magnaporthaceae
Product: lipid phosphate phosphatase 2
Exons: 2
Coding region: 458-1630 (390 amino acids)
Biological process (GO): phospholipid metabolic process
Molecular function (GO): phosphatidate phosphatase activity
Source: RefSeq, a predicted model, not a curated record